Messenger RNA from Cydia splendana, 1457 nucleotides. RefSeq names its product zinc finger protein 726-like. Gene Ontology annotation, biological process: regulation of transcription by RNA polymerase II. Gene Ontology annotation, cellular component: nucleus. The record is from RefSeq and is a predicted model, not a curated record. Lineage: Eukaryota; Metazoa; Arthropoda; Insecta; Lepidoptera; Tortricidae. Bases 1 to 1338 code for a protein of 445 amino acids. Gene Ontology annotation, molecular function: DNA-binding transcription factor activity, RNA polymerase II-specific. The transcript has 3 exons.
AUGCUGGUGUGGGAUGCUACCUGUGUAGACACGCUGGCACCGUCCCACCUCCAACAAACUACUGUAAAAGCGGGCGGGGCGGCGGAAAGCGCCGAAAUUCUAAAACGUCUUGUCAAAAAGGAAGUGAAAGAAGAGAUGCAACGUGUGAAGGAUGAGCCAGUGUACGACGACAGUGCCGAAACGAGCGAGGCUGCGCUGGGCGAGCUGUACGCCGAGCACGUGGUCAAGGACGAGCUCGUGCUGGGGCCGGAGCGCCCGCACCGCCCCGACGUCGGCCUCGCGGUGCGCGAUGGGACACUCGUCACACUCGGUGACACAGGUAAGUGUCCGCUGGCUUUGGAUCGCGGAGGAACACAGCUCGCGCGGGUCUCCACCGAGCGGCGCGAGCGCUGCGACGACGCCACAUCACACCACGUGCUAAGCGAGACCACGACCACUGAACACAAUUCACCACUGAGUGGUGUAAAGCAACAUAAACUAAUGCACAGUGGUGAAAAAUCAUAUCCAUGUGAAAUAUGUAAAAAAAAGUUUAGACGAUUAGUUGAAUUAAGCAUUCAUACACGAGUCCACACCGGCGAAAAACCAUAUCAGUGUGAAGUAUGUCAAAAAAAGUUUACUCAAUCGAGUCAAGUAAAAAUACAUAAACGAUGCCACACUGGCGAAAAACCAUAUCAAUGUGACGUGUGUGAAAAAAAGUUCACCCAAUCGAGUCAAUUAAAAUUACAUAAACGAUCCCACACUGGUGAAAAACCAUACCAAUGUGAUGUGUGUGAAAAAAAGUUUACCCAAUCGAGUGGAUUAAAAUUACAUAAACGAUUCCACACUGGCGAAAAACCAUAUCAAUGUGAAGUGUGUGAAAAAAAGUUUGCCCAAUCGAGCCAAUUAAAAUCACAUAAACGAUCCCAUACCGGUGAAAAACCAUAUCAAUGUGAAGCGUGUGAAAAAAAGUUUAACCAAUGGAGUGGAUUAAAAUUACAUAAACGAUCCCACACUGGCGAAAAACCAUAUCAAUGUGAAGUAUGUCAAAAGCAAUUCAGAGACCCUAGUGUUGCAAAGAUUCAUAAACUAAUACACACUGGCGAAAAACCAUUUCAAUGUGAACUGUGUGAAAAAAGAUUCACUCAAUUGGGUCAUUAUAAAAAACAUAAACGAAUCCACACUGGCGAAAAACCGUAUCAAUGUGGACUGUGUGAAAAAAGAUUCACUCAAUCAAGUGCUUUAAAAUUACACAAUCGUUUCCACACUGGUGAGAAACCAUAUCAAUGUGAAGUAUGUGAAAAAAAAUUCACUCAAUUGGGUAGUUUAAAAGCACAUAAACGACAUCACAUUGGCGAAUAACUAUAUCAGUGUGAAGUAUAUAAAUAACAAAUCAGAGACUUGAGCGUUGCUAUCAAGCUAAUACAGCGAGCAUUUUACAACAUUAAGGAAUAUUUUGAAUACGAUAGUGAUCAUAUUGU